GUGAGCACACUGUAUGGCCGUACAGCGUCGAGGGGUGUGACAUCAUCAUCGAGCGACGGGCGAGUCUCCUGAUUUCAUCAUGGCCGAAGCAGAAUCAAAGAAAGUGAUCAAGUUAGUGCCUGAGUAUCUCCUGAAGAAGAGGAAGGCGUACCAGGCUAUCAAAGCCACUCAGGCCAAGCUCGCCCUGCUUGAGAAGAGGAAGGUAUCUAAAGGCAAACCAUUGAAGUUCAAGCGUUUGGAAGACUUCUUGAAAGACAGCCACAAGGGUCAUCGUGAUGAAACUCGCAUCCGGAGAUCUGAGCACAGGCCGCCCCCCCCUCUGCCUCCUGCCAAGAACAGGCUCGCCUUCGCCGUCCGCAUCAGAGAGGUUAAAGGGGUCAGUCCCAAAGUGAUGAAGGUGGUCCAGAUGUUGAGGCUGAGGAAGAUCUUCAGCGGGGCCUUCGUCAGAAUCAACAAGACCUCUGUGGCCAUGAUGAAGGUGCUGGAGCCGUACGUGGCCUGGGGAUUUCCCAACUUGAAGUCUGUGCGUGAGCUCAUUCUGAAGAGAGGACAGACGAGGGUUGGCCGGAAGAGAGUUCCUCUCACAGACAACACCUUGAUUGAGACGCACAUGGGUAAACACGGCAUCAUCUGUCUGGAGGACCUGAUUCAUGAGAUCUACUCGGUUGGUAAGGGCUUCCGGGCAGCCAACAACUUCCUGUUGCCUUUCAAGCUGUCAGUGGCUCGCCAUGCUGCCAGGGAUAAGGCUGGGCUCCUGAAGGACCUGGGGAACCCUGGCUUUCGCAACACAGACAUUAACUCCAUCAUCAGACUACUGAACUGAGGAGGAACGCAUGCAACAUGGACACUCGGCAGCAUCUUUAACCAUGCUGCAUUUCUUAAGGAGCAAAUACUGACAACCAAAUGUUUAAUUUGUCUGUUCCUUUGGCAGAGUCAUAUUUAAUAUACACAUCUGGUUACAAGCUGGGAGACCUCAGCAGGACCUAAAUGGAGUCUCUUUGACUCAGGUUUGAAGUCUAACAUGUAGUCCCUCUGACCACGGACUGAUGGGAGCAGGUGUGCUCUUUGGUGAAAUGUAACAAUACUUUGAAUCACCUGUGAAAUGUAAAAUAUGUUGUGUUCAAGGGUGCUUAGUUGUUCCACAUAAUAUUCCUCAGAUUGUCAGAGGAAUGGAUCAACGCUCGCCGCAAACAAUACACGGUGAUUGAAUAAUUAGGACGGGCUGUCCUGCCUGCAGCACACGGCUUUACUCCAUUCAGUGAGAGAGUCUAUCUGAUUUAUGAUUCGUUGUUAAUACACAAUGUUUUUACAAUAAACCCCCCCCCCCCCC
Sander lucioperca (pikeperch) is the source of this 1330-nucleotide messenger RNA. RefSeq names its product ribosomal protein L7-like 1 (gene rpl7l1). The record is from RefSeq and is a predicted model, not a curated record. NCBI's taxonomy places the organism in Eukaryota, Metazoa, Chordata, Actinopteri, Perciformes, Percidae. Gene Ontology annotation, biological process: maturation of LSU-rRNA from tricistronic rRNA transcript (SSU-rRNA, 5.8S rRNA, LSU-rRNA). Gene Ontology annotation, cellular component: cytosolic large ribosomal subunit. The transcript is spliced from 6 exons. Gene Ontology annotation, molecular function: RNA binding; structural constituent of ribosome. Bases 80 to 823 code for a protein of 247 amino acids.